UUUUCAAAACUACUUUUUUUCUUCUACUAUUUUUGUUGGCUUAAGAGCUUUAGCCAAAAUCCUUCUUUCUGGUUAUCUGAAAGCUUUUUUGGGGUGGGGAAGGAAAACUUUUGUGUUGUCUUUGGGCCUCAGAUUUUUAUUUAUUUGAAUCAGAAAAAUAUUCAAUUUUUAUUUGUUAUUUUGAUUAAUUUUUAUUUAUGUUGUUGGUUGUUGAUAUUCUUUUUCUCUGAAAAAUUACAUUUUUUUUGGAUUUGGGCUUGUUGGGUGAUUAAACAUUGUUUUUUUAAUUUUUCGUAUUUAAAUUUUUUGACCUUAUUUCGAAUUUUUGAAAAUUCCAAGUCCUCACUAUUUUUGUCUUUGUUUUUUAAUUUUCAAUGAUUCACUUCCAAACGCUCUACUGGAUUUUCUCUCUCCUUCCAUUUUUAAGGAUUUUUUGCCAUUACGCAAAUCCCAAUCCUUCCCUCCUUCUUUUAAUUUUUUCCUUUUAAAACCUUUCCAUCUAACAAUCUUCAACAACAACUUCAUCAUCCCAUCAAAAAAGUGAGAUAUCCUUUCAUUAUUCACUUUUUAAACAUUUUCUCACAUACUACUUUUCUACUAUUUCACAAAUGAAUUCUCUAGUUGAGAGAGACUUUUAAAGGAUUUGGAUAUUUAUUUAUUUAGUGGAUAACUUUUAGUAUGAUAAUAUGUGUGGAGAUUUGUUUAAUCCUGUCUUUCUAUUUUCCUAUUUUUUCUAUUUAUCAUUUAAAGGGUUUUCUCUCGUUUCUGUUCUUCAUUUCGGUUCCGGAUAUCCGAAAAUUUUCCAAAAACUUUCCAAGAAUUUCCAAGACAAAUUUUCUAUUAAGAACCAUGGGUGUUUAUUUUAAUGAUCUAUUUUUAUCUACCCCUGAUUAUUAAACCAGAAACCUUAGAAAAUUGUUUAAGACAUCUAACUCUUUUUUAAAAAAUUUUCAAAUCAUCUUAUCUUUUAACAAAAUCAGCAUUAAGAGAGAAACGACCUUUUUAAGAGAGAGAUAUAUAUUCUCAUUUUUUAUCCCUUUUUUUCUCUCCCUUUAACGCUUGGUUGAUGUCGCUUGGGAUUAACGAUGGAGGGGAUUAGAUAUUUUGUGAAGAUAUAGAGGGGAUUAAAGGGGAGGAUAUAUAUCUCUUUUUACUAUUUAGUUGGCUUGUAUAUUGAUUUUAUAUUUUUUUAUAUUUUAGAGGGUAGGGAUUUUGGUUUUGGGGGAGAAAAAGAGAUUUUAAGGAGAAAUGUUGGUUGUUUGUUGGCCUUCAUAGAAAGAUUUUUCUUCGGAAUUUUUAAAAAAAUAUUUCAAUUAACCCUCUCUUUUUUAAUUUUUUUAUUUUCUAAAUACAAUAAAUUUACUAAUAUCCUAAUACGUACUAGGCAUUUUUCCAUUGAUCUCAUUCAUGGACUUAUCAAUGAACGGGCAAAGUUUUUUCGAUUAGAUAUGGACUACUGUUUUAGGAUAUUUUUUUAAUUAUUUUUUUUAUUAUAUUUUUGAGGGGAAUUUUUCAUACAUUUUACUAGAGGUGGGAUUUUAAUUUUGGGGGAUUUUGGUUUUUGCUUAACUUUUUUUUUAUUUUUUGAAUUUUUCAAAUUAAAUUUUUACUUAUUUAUUUUCAUUCAAGAUUUGUUUAUCUCGUAUAGUUUUUUAAAAUUUAUUAUCUCCUUUUUAUCUCUCAUUUAUUUAUAUCCACACAUCUCUAUUUUCAAUUUUUUUAUUUUUCAUCUCUUCAAUUUUUGGCAAAAAUUUAUAAAAUUGGAUGGAGGAGGAAGGGGGCUAGCUAUAUAAUAUUUUUAAGUAUAAAAAAAGGAAAAAGCCGAGGGAUUAGUUUUUGGUGAUAUUAUAUAGCGAAAAAUAAAAGGGGAAAAAGGAGAGAAAAUCCAGAGCCAACGCGGCUUUUUACCGCGAAAGUGGCGUUUUUGAAUGAAUAAUGUGAUAUGAGAAGGGGAAAAAGGGGGGAUUGGGGGAAAGAGAGAAAAACCUAAAAAUUGUGAAUUUGAAAAAAGGGGGAGGGAGAAGAGAUUGGCUUUUUGUGGGAUGUAAAAGUGUAAAAAAUUUAAUAGUUUUUGGAAAAAAGCUUUACUAGAAUAUAUUAAGGGUAUACUUUUGUGUGUCAGAUGAUAAAAGUGGGAGAGAGAUUAACUAAACAAAAAAUUGUUGGGCAAUAUUUUUUUGGUUUUAUAUCUUUUUUUGAAAAAUUUUUGUCUGGUGAUUUUUAGAGUCAGAAUUUUUAGAGUUAGCCAGUUUCCAGUGACUAAAAAUCAUUACACUAUUCAAUUCAAAACCCCAUUAGCUCCUUUUUUGAGAGUAAUAUCCGACUCGACAUAGGUGAGAGGGUAGACUUGAAUUUAGGUUUGAAUCAAAAUUUCUAUUUUUAUUGAUGACAAGUACAUAUCUUUUUAUAUAAAGUGUACUCACUCUAUACUUAAAUUAAAAAUAACUCUAAAGCUCAUCUCCUUAAUUGGAUAUUACCUCUCUCUUGCUUUACUAAAAAAGAGAAAGCUUUCAUCCUUAAAGUAAAAAGCUUCCUCUCGUUGCCGAAUAGUUUUAAUUUCCUUUGCAAAUCUGUUUUUCUUUAAUUUAUACUCUUCAACCUUUUUUGUUUAUAGAUUAAGAUAGUUUAGAUUUAAGGAGACUAGCUCUAGUUGUAGUCCCUUUAUGCUGAAGAUUUCAAGUAAAAGCUUGGUGUAACUGGUUAACUGUUGGAUGGGAUAGUGCAGGGGUGCGCCGAAAUAGAUUUUAAAAAGCGAACGGCGAAACGCGCAACUGGCACACUACUGCUAUAUUGUAAUCUAAUUAUAUUAAGGCAAGGAUAGAAGGCAAUCAAAAAAAUUUUUUAAAUUUUUCUUUCAUUUUUAUGUACAAUUUUCUCUGAUAACUGUUCCAAUAUUUACUUUAUAAUUUUUAAAUUCAAUCUUUUUGGGGUAGAUAAAUAAUCUUUUUCUUCGAGUAGUAGAAGGGUAGAGGGAGAGCCAAGUAAUCCCGCCAGCUUUUUAUUUUCUUUUACUUUUCUUUUAUAUUUUUUUUUCUUCAUUUCCUCAAAUACCACAAAAAUUUUUUGAUGUGUUUGCCUGUGUGUGGCGAGGCCACCAAAAUAAAAUUUUAUUUUGCUCAUCCAUUUAGCUAAUACUUUAGUUAAAUCUUUUCUUUUUAUAUUUUCUUCAUCCUCCCUCUCUUCUAUCUACCUACAGCGUUACUUUUCUUGAUGAUGAUUAGCUAACUAACUAGCUAACUUUCUGUUCACUUUAUUGUGUUUGGUUAAAGCCGGCAGCAACUUCUUCUUUCAUUCUUUCUUUCCCAAUUUUCUUCAGAGCAUUUAGCCAAUCCCGACGUUUAUUUUAUUUUAGUUUUUCUUUCGGCUUAUAUCGUAAGCUUAGGAGAUAGAGCUAGCUAAAUAAAAUAUUUUCUCGAUCACCAUCAACAACAAUAAAUAUUCACAGGGCGGGCCAAUCCUCCUUCAUCUUUUUUUUUACCUUUCAAAUGCCUCAUUGAUUUCUCUCCGCCUAUUUACUGAUGCUUAUGCGCGGAUAUUUAAAAAAUUAUAUUCUUGAAAAAUUUUAAUUUUGUUGGGAAAUUUGGUAUAUUUUUUGUGAUCUCUUAUCUAUGCUUAAAGCUUUGGCCUUUAUUUUGAUCUAGUGUUACUUUUUCAAAAAGAUGUGAUUUUUCAGCAUCUUAUCGAUCAUAACUUUUUUAUCAAUCAGUCGAGAAUUAAAAUUUUUUUGAAAUUUUGUAGGGUAUUUAAUUCUUUAUCUAUUGGUAACAAGAUCAGUAAAAAGUAUCCACCUCUUCAAAAGUUAUAGUUUCCGGGAUUGAACUAAACUGAGGUGUACUUGCGGUUUGCCUCGCUUUUUAAGCAGACUUUCGUGGAUACUUUUUAAGCAGACUUCGCUUUUUAAGCAGACUUCGCCUCGCUUUUUAAGCAGACUUUCGUCUUUCUCUUUUUAAGAUCAGUUUCGACACAUCCUUGAUCAAUCUUAUCUUUAUUUUAAGAAAUUAUCUUUUAUCUUUUAACUAUUUUUCCAAGACAAAUAUUACAUGCUUUUUAUUCUUUUUGGCCACUACCCAUUUUAUUCAUAUAUAAUAUAAUCUCUUCUCAUACAUAUAAAUCGAGGCGAUAAACUAAUAUUUAUUUAUUUAUUUAUUUGAUGACGAAAAAAGUCUUUAUUUCCUCCUCCAAAAAGCCUCUCUUUUUUUUUCUCAUUCAAAUCUAUGACUAGCUUUUCUGGCCAACAGAAAAUUUUGUCAUCAUCUCAUUCAUUCUUUAUACAAAAAUUGAGGGGAAUAUAUAAAUAAUAGGCGCGAUUUAUAGCUUUACUACUAGAGGGGGGAGCUUUUCUUUAGUUGCUUUAUGUAUGUUGUGUUUGUGGACAAAAAUGGAUUGCUGAAUCACACAAAUUUUUUUUAUUCAAGACUGUAAGAAAAAAUAAAGGAAUUGAGGGGAGGAAGGAAGGGGUAGAGGAAAGGAAUAAAUACAUACAAGGGGAUGAGUGUCGGCUUUAUAUAUUUGUUGGCUUUUCAGAGGGGGGAAGGAGGGAAGAAAUAAAGGGUGGAAAAGCUUUUCUUGCGUUUUAUUGUUAGCGCUUUAUUUUGGGCAAAUCACCUCCUCCAUUACCAACAUCUUAUAAAUUUAUUUAAAAACAUUUUUCUUUCUGUUUCCUUUUCCUUAUUAUUUAAUACAAUCUCGAUUUUUAUCUUUAUUCGGUUGGCCAUUUUUUGUUAGUAUUUAUUUGAUUUUUGUUGUUGGCCAAGAAAUUGCUAAAAAAAUUUCUUCAAACAGCCAACCAUCUCUCUUAUCUUUUUAUCUAUUAAUAGCUGGAUUUUCCGUCUUUUUUUUAUCGCAAACCCUCUACUUUAUACUUUUUAAGCAGGGGACUAAUUUCUUCAAAUAACCCCAAUCAUCUCUUUUUCUUAUCUCUUUUUUUAUCCAUCAAUAAAAAAUUAUUUUUAAUAUUAUCUUUAUUUAUUGAGCUUUAUUUUUAUCUCAAAGAAACAGUGACAGACAAUUUUUUGAGCUGGGGAUUUUUUCAGUUUUUUAAUGACUACAUAUUUAAUUUUUUAAUCAAAAAAAUCCUCUUAAAAAUGAAAUUAUGAACGACGAAAUAUUUAGAAGGAAGAUGUCUUCUUUCUAUAAAAAAGGAUCGCUUUUUUUGGUCCAACAUCGCCUAGAAGAAAAUCUUUCGCGCUUAUUUUUUUCUUUUUAAUUUUUUUUGUUUGUUUUCUAUUUCCGGUUGGAUUUGUUGUUUAGAUUGUUGCAAUUUAUACAUAUUCAUUAAAAAUAGAUGUACUGCACAAACACACACCUUUUAAUUGCUAAUACAAAAUUUUAUGUUGAUCAAAGAAUCGUCUAAUAUUUGUUGCUUUCCUAGCUUCCGUUUUUUAAAACAAGGCAGGGCUUAUUAUAUAUAUAUAUAUAUAUUAUACAGAUC
Molecule: messenger RNA, 5431 nt
Organism: Meloidogyne enterolobii
Lineage: Eukaryota; Metazoa; Nematoda; Chromadorea; Rhabditida; Meloidogynidae
Source: the annotation of a GenBank genome assembly